This is a messenger RNA of Corythoichthys intestinalis (scribbled pipefish), 1937 nucleotides long. RefSeq lists its product as uncharacterized. Bases 289 to 1719 code for a protein of 476 amino acids. The record is from RefSeq and is a predicted model, not a curated record. NCBI's taxonomy places the organism in Eukaryota, Metazoa, Chordata, Actinopteri, Syngnathiformes, Syngnathidae. The transcript has 6 exons.
GUGCCCAUGACACCAAAAAGCAUGUUUAUUUCAUACUUUCCGCGGUAUUUUAUGCUCCUGAAUGAAACAGACCGCUUGGAUGUGUGUGGAAGCGAUCGUUAUAUUUAUUCAGUUUUUUGAAUCCCGCGCUACGAAAAUGACAGACUUCCGGCUGUGAUCUCGGAUUUAGGAAGAAGGCGGAUGUGACGUGUACGGUAGAAGACCUCUUCGCUAGCUACCCGUGCUGUUGUGUGAGAAGGACUGCGGAUUCGUCUAAUUUAGCAGAGUAUUUCCUUUAUUUUUCGCACCAUGCCGAAACGAUGCGUUGCAGGCUUUUGUUCCAACGUCACGGGGAGUGAUGUGAGCCUUUUUCGGUUCCCAAGAGAUCCCGUUCGCCGGGAAGCAUGGGUAAAGCAAGUACAACGAACGAGGGACAAUUGGUCACCAUCCAAAUCCUCAGCGUUGUGUUCGGAUCAUUUUACUGAAGACUGUUUCGACCCUGUUCCUCUGCGGAAAGUUGAGAUGGGACUUUCAGUGCAACAUGCCAGAACCCUACUUGACACAGCUGUGCCAACAAUUUCCCCCCGUCCUCAACAUGGAGCUAGCGGCAGUGGGCAAAGCGCUCACAAAUCUCUGAAGAGGAAGUCCGCUGCCAUUGAUAAGCGGACGAAAAAGGCUGCAGUUGAAUCGAUGAUACAAGAAUACCAGGCCCAUUCAAAGACACAGUGCGAAAGUGUUAAUCCAGACGCGGAUAAUCCUGAGUUGGAAGAAUUUGCCGCUGGGCCAGCUCCUAAAUCGGUCGACGAGUCCUGUCAGGUUUGUCUUUUGCCACCAAGUCAGACUGUUGCUGUUAGUGCUGCUUUGCAACCUCAAAGACGACAUAAAGGUGUCCAGACAACAUCCGGGCCCCUCAUGAUGACUGUGGGUACCCAAACCUGCGUUGUUCACUCAGAGCUGAAUGUUACCAUCGACAGCUGGGACUCGGAUGAAGAAAUGUUGGUGUGCGAGGCUGAUUCUGAGUAUGACCUACCCACCGCACCUUCUGACUGCGAGUCCAGCGAGUCCGAUUGUCCUGAUAUGGCUGCGGCCGACCCUGCGCCAGUUCCCAGCCGGGUAUAUCUAAUCUACUGGGUCGCCCUCAUUCAGCUCAUUAGCCAGUGGGUCAGUUGUCCUGCGUGUGCCUGCAAGAAGGUCAACUGGGUCCCUUCUGAGGUCGGUACCAUGUUGGUGCUGGCCUUGAAGUGUGCUGAGCCUGGAUGUGGUCACACCGGAACAUGGAACUCCCAACCAUAUGUCGGCAGAAUUGCUGCUGGAAACAUAUUUCUUUCUGCAGCCAUUUUAUUUGCUGGUGCAACUGUGGGCAAAGUUCUGCGUGUGUUAUCUCACAUGGGUGUAGCUGUUUACUCCACUCGGUCGUACUUUCGCCAUCAAGAACGCUACCUUCACCAAGCCAUCAAAAGCGUGUGGCGAGAGCGGCAAAUCUGGCUGUUGAGCCAUCUACAAGCUGAGGGAGAGGAAAUUGUUUGUGGUGGCGACGGACGAGCUGACUCACCCGGUCACAGUGCAAAAUACGGGACUUACACGAUGAUGGAACUGCGGAAGCUAACCAUCUUGGAUGUGCAGAUUGUGCAGAGUAACGAGGUAGGAGGUAGCUACCACAUGGAGCCCGAAGGACUGGUUCGGUCACUGCGUGUGCUCGAGGAGUUUGUGCGUGUGGGAACUCUGGUGACAGAGGUGUGACUGUCAACAAGCUCGUCCGAGAACAGUUCCCACACAUUGAGCAUCUUUUUGACAUCUGGCAUAUUGGCAAAGGUUUGAAGAAAAAGUUGCAGAACCUCUCUAAGCUGCGUGGAUGUGAAGCCCUAAAACCCUGGAUUGGCAGUAUCAUCAACCAUUUAUAUUGGUCCGUGGCGUCAACGCGACCUGGGGACCCCAGACUCAUCCUCGACAAGUGGGAG